This is a messenger RNA of Aspergillus terreus NIH2624, 1845 nucleotides long. RefSeq names its product fungal specific transcription factor domain-containing protein. Gene Ontology annotation, biological process: DNA-templated transcription. Bases 1 to 1845 code for a protein of 614 amino acids. Gene Ontology annotation, cellular component: nucleus. NCBI's taxonomy places the organism in Eukaryota, Fungi, Ascomycota, Eurotiomycetes, Eurotiales, Aspergillaceae. The record is from RefSeq and is a predicted model, not a curated record. Gene Ontology annotation, molecular function: DNA binding; zinc ion binding. The transcript has 5 exons.
AUGGAUAGCGAUGACCUUGCCUUCGAACGCGAGAAGCCGCAAAUACAGUCCCCGUCAUUUAGCCCCAUCCGGCGCAUCAGCCUCGCAUGUACAAGUUGCCGGUUGGUUCCAUUCUGUUUCUGGAUUCAGCGGUCCCAGAUUCUCAGAGACUGUCUAGGCGCAAAAAAGCAAGGUGUACGGGGGAACGACCCCAGUGUCGCAGUUGUCGGAGACUCUCACAGGCAUGCCAUUAUCCAAGCGAUGGGCGCCAGACAAGGACAUCACAGCAUCACGCGGGAGUGGGAGCAGAAGAUGGCUGCAUACCCACCACCCGGCGCUUUAGGCGAACCCGGUAUACUUCAGCCCAGGAUGCUGCAAGCCAACGAUGAACUAUUCCCAAUAUCGCAUGAAGUGGCACGGGCCUUGAUUGACAAUUAUUUCAAAUAUUGUCAUAACCAACCCUACAGUUUCUUUCAGGAGAGCACCUUGUACCAGAAUAUUCUGUGCGCAAGGCUUCCUCAAUACGUCUUUUUUGCCAUCGCUGCGCUUACGCUCCAGUUUCCGAAUGAUUUCUUCGCUUCGGCAUACUCCCGUCAGUUAGCGGAGACAUACGCAGACCGAGCCUGGCAACUGCUGGUGCCCCUAUGUUUUGGGUCACCGGAUAACAUCAGCCUAGCAAUGGUACAAGCCAUUACAUUACUAGCUAUAUAUGAUUUCACAGCCGGCGGUAGAAGAAAUCGCCUCGCUUGGGUUAAGAUUGGAAUAUCAGUUCGUAUCGCACAAGACCUUCGACUGAUGAAUGAAGCAAGUUAUCUCUUCCUCAGCCCUACGGAGCAAGAGGAACAGCGACGGACAUUUUGGUCAGUUUUUCUGCUUGAACGUCUCAUAUCCUGCGGUAGAGACCGGCCUGUCGCCAUCUCAGAAUCUUCCUGCAAUAUCCAGCUUCCAGGUACCGAGGAAACGUGGGACUUUGGGAAAAUCGAAGUAAUGCCUACUCUGAGUAUGCUCGCAAGUCACAAUGUGGACAGUGUUCAAGUGAUCAGUCCAUUUGCACUGGUGAUUCGCCUUGCAUCUAUAUUGAGCCGCUGUACCAACGUUAUGCUCCACGCGAAUAACUCUCCAUCGCUACAUCCCCCUUGGGAUCCGCAGUCGGAGCACUUUUCCAUCUGCUCGGAUCUUCUCCGGAUAGACAAUGCAACAUCCCUCGCAACCCCCUUGGCCGAGAUUUUGACGCAGCAACGGGUUACUUACGGCCACGUGAUUCCACACAAAGUUGCCCAUCACUAUGUUGCCCGGCUCAUUAGCCAUCUUUGCAAGUGCAUCCUGAAUCAUCCCUUCCUUUUGAGGAGAAGUCUGGAGCUUAUGGGCGUGAAGGCCCCGGCGGGUUUCCUUUCGUGUGCGUUUUGGAUUGCCGAAGAUUCCGCUACCAAAAUCCUCGACGUCAUUGAAGAGUUUCAAAAUUCUGGCCUUUGCGUAGUUUCUUCUUUCAGUGGCUACUGCUGCGUCUUGGCCGGUGCAUUUCAUGCGACCAAGGCCUCAGCCACCGCCGAUGCUGUGGCUCGGUCGAGACAUCUGGAUAACCUCACAAGAUCUCUCAAUCAUCUGAGGUUUCUUUCAAAAUUCUGGAACAAUGCCAAAGAAAUGUCGGCUUGCUUGGAGAGAUUUUCUAAAUCGGCCAGUCAAUACACUUAUCUACUCGGAGACGACGAUGAAAAUAUAUCAGAUGACCCAAUUGGAUCGGAAUUAUUAUGGUCACUUGUGGACUAUAGCAUCAUGUCACAGGGGCUUGAGGGAGACGCUACCGUGAACAUGUUCCUUGCCCAAUUUUCUUCGGGGCUGGCAAAUGAAGAAUCCACCGAGGCCUGA